AUGGCGUCUCAAACAGAGAAAAUUGAAACUGCCCGAUAUGUUGAUAUCGGGUCUUCGUUUCUUUCUUUCUCCAUCUCUAUCGCUACUCCUCCCCCUCUUUCACUCUUCCCCAUUCACUCCCUGUCCUAUUUCACUCUCUUUUACUCCACCUUAAUCCACUCUCUCUCUCCCCAAUUCAGUCUCCAUCCCUCUCCCUAUUUUCAUUUUAUCCCUCCCUGUUUAACUCUAUCCUUCCCUCUCUCCCUAUUUCACUCUAUCCAUUCCUCUCCCUACUUCACUCUCUCGCUCACUCCCUAUUUUCCUCACCUGCUUUCUCCUUCAUUAACGCUUAUUUACUUUGGAAAUUCUAUUAUAUUUGAUUUACCUAGAUCACCCAGUAUUUCAUCGGUGUUGUUUAUUCGUCAGCUCACUGAUGUUAAUAAUUCCGAAUUUAUCUAUGGUGUUGCGUUGCGAGUCAUCUUCGGAAUGUGGUUGUCUUUGUUUUUUUUAUGUCUUUUGCCAUUAAGUAAUAUCAAGUAUUAA
Acanthosepion pharaonis is the source of this 522-nucleotide messenger RNA. The record is from the annotation of a GenBank genome assembly. Lineage: Eukaryota; Metazoa; Mollusca; Cephalopoda; Sepiida; Sepiidae.